Chanos chanos (milkfish) is the source of this 1149-nucleotide messenger RNA. RefSeq lists its product as uncharacterized. NCBI's taxonomy places the organism in Eukaryota, Metazoa, Chordata, Actinopteri, Gonorynchiformes, Chanidae. Bases 67 to 1077 code for a protein of 336 amino acids. The transcript is spliced from 6 exons. The record is from RefSeq and is a predicted model, not a curated record.
GAUCGCAAGUUUACAAAUGAUGUGUCUUUGCUUCCUGAAAUUUGGUGAACAGGGACACAAUGUACUAUGGCGAUAUAUGAUGACAAUGACCAAAACUGGCUUAAAGUAGCACAGAGUCUCCGUAUUCUGCGAAGGCGUCUUCGACCAUUCGUUGAGAAUGAGACGGAAAUUUACCACAAUUCCCUUCGAACUAAAAUACGCAACACGUCCAGCGGGACGACCUGUCAAACCAAAUGUAACAUAAAGAAAUGGAACCCAAUUCCGAAAAAGCUUCCUUUGAUGUGUGUGGCAUGUGUUCCAUGGAGAGAUGAGAUUCUGGCCAAUCACAGUGCAAAGGAGGGACCGAUACACUGGAAUAAUUGUACACCACACCUUUGGCCAUCUAAGAAGUGGGAGGUAGCUAAGGCUUACAUGCCUCGGGGACUGAAGAGGAAAUGCAACUUUGACGACUUUGACAUUUCUGCACUUCUCAAUUUAAUGACCUGCUGCAAAUAUUUCAGACGAUUUAUACAGGAACACAAGCUCAAUCAGGUCAUUGAGGUGAGGAACUCAGUGAUGCAUUGUCCUGAUAUGACCUUUAGUAAGGAGGAAAAGGAAGGUCAUCUGGACAAGAUCAGAGACCUUGGACAGGCCUUAGCACAACAUGCACCAGACCUGAUGAAACUUUCUGAAGAGAUUGAAAUGACGCCACUGUACCUCAUCAUGGUGGCUCAGGGUCCUAGACUGGAAGCAGCUUUUGUCCCUCGUAUUGAUGAUGUGUCGACAGUGGGAACAACAUUCUGGACACUGAAAGAAAGGACAGAGUUCUUGCUCCAAUGUUAUGAUGAGGGUCAGCUGGAUGGCCUCAAAGAGGCUGUACGGGGGACGAUAAACUGUUUGGAGCGUAAUAAAUAUUAUGGGUUUGAUCUGUCCAAGGAGGAGGAAAUACUGCUAUGGAUGGAGGAGCAACUGAUACAGCAAGAGAAAAGUGCCAAAGCACAGCAAGCAGCAAGAAGACUGUUUCUCUCAUAUGGGCUUAUUUUUGCAGUGUCUCUCCUCUGGCCACGUUUGUUGAGCCUCUUAGCACAUAGUGCUUGAGUCAAUGACACCAGCACCAAUUGAACAUGCACACAAAUACAUAUAUUUACAUCUUCCUUUGUAAAUAUUUAA